Messenger RNA from Tympanuchus pallidicinctus (lesser prairie-chicken), 4500 nucleotides. It is a transcript of the gene ITFG2, whose product is annotated as integrin alpha FG-GAP repeat containing 2. Gene Ontology annotation, molecular function: protein binding. Lineage: Eukaryota; Metazoa; Chordata; Aves; Galliformes; Phasianidae. Bases 92 to 1477 code for a protein of 461 amino acids. Gene Ontology annotation, cellular component: KICSTOR complex. The transcript is spliced from 12 exons. Gene Ontology annotation, biological process: regulation of TOR signaling. The record is from RefSeq and is a predicted model, not a curated record.
CUGACGUCAUCACCCCUCGCUCGAACCCGCGGAGCCGCCAUCGCCUUCCCGUCGUCCCAGGCUGGAGGCCGGCGGCGGAGCGAGCGGCGGUAUGCGGUCUGUCAGCUACGUGCAGCGCGUGGCACUCGAGUUCUGUGGCAGCCUCUUUCCGCACGCCAUCUGCCUGGGGGACGCCGACAACGACACGCUGAACGAGCUAGUGGUAGGAGACACCAAUGGGAAACUCUAUGUGUACAAAAAUGAUGACAGCAAACCCUGGACAGUACGAUCCUGCCAAGGAAUGCUUACAUGUGUUGGUGUGGGAGAUGUAUGCAAUAAAGGAAAGAAUCUUGCAGUGGCAGUGAGUGCAGAAGGUUGGUUUCAUCUUUUUGAUCUGACUUCCCCUUCGAAGCACCCAGAUGCUUCAGGCCACCAUGAGCUAGCAGAAGAGCAGAAGCUAGUGUUCAAGCAGCAUAUUCCUGCCAACACCAAAGUCAUGCUAAUCAGUGACAUAGAUGGAGAUGGGAAGUGUGAGCUGGUGGUAGGUUACACUGAUAGAGUGGUGCGUGCCUUCCGCUGGGAGGACUUGUCGGAGAAUUCAGACCAUCUCUGUGGGCAGCUGAUCCUGCUGAAGAAAUGGUUGCUGGAAGGUCAGGUGGAUAGCCUUUCUGUGAACCCAGGCCCUGAUGGCUUACCAGAGAUGAUGGUGUCCCAGCCAGGCUGCGGUUAUGCCAUUCUGCUGUGCACCUGGGACUCCGAGCAGCAACCCAUGAUAGAGGGAAGAGACAGCUCUUCCCCUAGCAGAGAGGCCCCUGUUCGAGAUGUUAUUCUCCACCAAACAUCUGGUCGGAUUCACAAUAAGAAUGUUUCCACUCAUCUGAUUGGUAGUAUUGGCCAAGGGUACUCCAGUGUGGGUAAUGGCUCGGGUCUCUUUGCCCUUUGUACGCUUGAUGGGACACUGAAACUCAUGGAAGGGGCAGACAAGCUGCUCUGGUCUGUGCAGGUUGAUCACCAGCUAUUUGCGCUGGAAAAGCUGGAUGUUACUGGCAAUGGACGUGAGGAGGUAAUUGCCUGUGCAUGGGAUGGCCAGACAUAUAUCAUCGACCACAAUCGCACAGUUGCCAGAUUUCAAGCAGAUGAGAAUGUCAGUGCAUUCUGUGCAGGCCUAUAUGCAUGCAAACAAGGAAGCAACAGUCCCUGCCUGGUUUAUGUCAGCUUCAAUCAGAAGAUCUACAUCUACUGGGAUGUGCAGCUGGAGAGAAUGGAGUCCACCAACCUUUUAAAAAUCCUGGAGAAUGACCCAGAGUUUGACAGUCUACUGCAGGAGCUGGGUGUAGAAAAAAGUGAUGUUUCUGCAAUCCAAGAUCUGAUUUACAAAACACUGUAUUUUCCUGAGAAACUACAGCCUAACAGCUCUUUGCAGUGUCAGAAUCCUGGAACAGACUCCUCUGCCCACCACCACACUGUCAUCCAGAAUCCCUUACAAGAUUCAAGGUGAACAUCUGCCAUCCCAUUGGAAACUCUCUUCUGACUGGAACUGAGCAUUCACCCUGCAUGAUAGUAUUCUCAGCUUGUCUCUUCUCUCUCAGCUGAAUUUGGAUGGGAGUAAUAGACUCACCUGCUGUAUUACAUCCGUAUCUUCUCCCAUUUGUAUAAUGUUUUAUUGGGCAUGCGUGGAGCAGUCCCUUCACCAUUAUGGCAGCCUGAGAGGAUUGUGUAUGAGAUCAAAUAUUAUUAAUUUGGUGCUUUUGUGUUAGCAAAUGAUAACAUUUAAAGAUCUUGAAAGCUGCUUUUUGAAAGCUUUCUGUGCUAUGCUCUGCAAAAUAUCCAAGAGCUGUUCCUAACAGGGAGAAUGAAUUUUGUGUGGAGGAAAAGGAUAUCUUGCCAUUGGGUCAAAAAAUCUGUUGCUCUUUUUUGGGAGAACAGGACUUUUUACAUAAUAUUGCAGCUUGUUUUUUGUUUUGCAAUUUCCAUUUAUAAAUUAAUGAAAUAUUUAUAGAGGACAGCAUCAGUCCUCUGUAUCUUACGGCUGUGAAAAUUGAAGCACAAAGCAAUAAAUUGAUACAACCUGCUUUGUCACAGUGAGCACUCCUGUUACUUCUCAGCAUUCUUGCAUCUCUGACUACUGUGUAACUACACUGGAAGUUUUUCUCCAUUUUAGUGACCUCUCAGAAGUAUUUUUGCAUGCUCCCAUAUAAUACUAAGUGCUUGUGUAUAACUGGACUAAUGAGGCAGGAGCUCUGAAGUUGCAGUAGUGCUUUGGUACCAGUGUUGCUCAAACUAGUGGAAGUUUUCAGCAGCAGGGCUUGAAUUUGUUAUCUGUGGAGAGUUGACAGUGCAGGAACCACAUAUUAUGUAGAGGUGGGAUGAACAGGCUGGUUUCUUUGUACUCUGAGAUACGUUCCUAACCCUAUUGCUACUUGAUUUUAAUCUUCAGAAUUAGUGGACCUGACACAGGGACCACAGUGGAGCAGAGUUCUGCAACGCAGGUUGCUGAAAACAUGUAAUAAAACAACAGGCACGUGUGUCUUAGCAUGUGCUGUUCUAUCCCUAAAGCAAACUGCUGCUCUUCAUCUAUGAUGGGUUGUGUAUUUCCUCCUCAUACAUCCUUAAUUCUGUGGCCUCUGCCUCCUACACUGGGGACAUAAACAGGAUAAUUAUAAAUAACACCAAUGUCUGAGUUCUCACUCAUGUUUUGCACAAUCUGGCAUGUGUACAGCUUUAUAGGUAAUGGACUGUUAUUGUAUGUGCUUGAUGAAAAUGGAGCACUACCACAACUUGUGCCUACCGUGGCCCCACUUGACAUCUUGUUUGUCUUUAGUAAGGCGUGCUGUUUCCACAGAAGUACUCUUCUUGAUCCCAUGUUGGGAUCUCAGAUGUUCCUGCAACAAUUGCUUGGAACAUUUCAUUUGUGACUAGUUGAGCUAAUAUGUUAGCUGGGUCCUACAGGCUAUUGCUGCACUAUUGCAUUAAAACUUCCUAACCCAUAACAGCAAAAGAAGAUUGUCUAUGCUCAUUAACAGAGAACAACUCUGUACUGGCAGUUUAUGCCAAAUAGGUAUCUUUCUUAGCAGCACAAGCACGAGGAGGGUACAAAUGGUUGUAUGACUGAAACUGAUUUAUGCAAAACAAAUUUUGCUAUACAGGUCAAAUGAACAGAUAGUUCAAAUUGAUCUACUGUUGAGAUAUUGAUUUUAUUUUAGUCAAAACAGGAAAGCAUUAAUGUAGAUGAAUGACAUUUUUCUAGGAACCAUCUUAAAAAGAAAAUAUGACAAAACACGUAUAUGUUGCAACUUGUGAAGCUUAGGGCUUUUCUCCUGUUGGAUAUCAUUGCUUUGUGCAGUGCAAGCUCAAGAAUGCUUCUUUGUGGAGAACAGAGGUCAGAAGGUAUGGACGCUGUGUAUCGUGGGUGUCCAACUUUUUUGCUUGCCUGGGCCAUACUGCGUGAAUGGGAAUCAUCUUUUGCCACAUGUAAAAUAUGUAAUAAUGUAUAAGGUUUCAUAAUCAGACAUGAUAAAUUUUUUGAGCUGAAUAUUAGAUUGCAGCUGCGUACAAAAUUCACAGGUAGUGUAUUUAGAUUGAUUGAAAUGGAAUCCCAAAUACAAAAACAAAAAAAGUUUGUUUUUCUUUAAUCUCAAAGCCUAUUCUCAAAUUCUUUUUUCAGAAAGGAAAGCAAGGCUGCAUAUUUCUCACUGCUCACAGGACUGUGUUUAAGCCAGCAUAUCAAAAUGCAUGAAAUUAUUUGAUGUAGCUUGAGCUUGCCAUAAUUUAAAUUUUAUUUCAAACACAGUCAUGUUGGAAACACAGCAGAUGAGAUCAUUUUCAUCUUGAAGCUGCAUGUUUAACUCAUUUAAGUGAGUGGCCAAAUCUGUCAAAAAUGCUAAAUCUGUAAGCCAUUUUUAAUCUUCACAUUCUGACACAAAUUUUCCUUCUGACUCCACAAAGGACUUAAUUUCAUUUCUCAAAUCAUAUAAUAUUUUUAGUGUUCUACCUUUACUUAGCCACCUAGCUUCAGAAAAGUUAAUGGUGUCCCUAUAAUCAGCAUUCUUACUUUUAAGGAUUUCCUGGAAUUGACGAUGACUCAAUCCCUUAUUAUGAAAUACAGAGCUUUGAUGAUGUUUUUGAAUUAUAUUAUCAAUUUUUAAAGCUUUCUCACAUACAUUUUCUUAAUGUUUGAUGCAACAGUAUUUCAUUGUGUGAUUUUUCUUGUGGCAACUGCAUUAUUUUCUCUUAAUUUUAUAAGUCCCUUUUUUUUUUUUUUACCAGCCAUUGGUAGGGUGCUGUCAGUAGCUUUAACAAAUAUGUUGACAAAGGUUAAAGAAAAUUACUUGAAUGUAUUUUUUACUGUUUCAUACAAAUGGGGAGAUGUAGUUGUGUCUUUUAAAGACACCAAAUUUUCUUAUAUUCACUUGGCUGUAGUCUGGCAAGACAAACUAAUUUUAGAAAAACCUGCUUUGGACAUAUUAUGUGUGCCGUGCUUUCCAUGCAUUGCUUAAUAAACUCUUCAGUAAAUGGUUUUAA